Messenger RNA from Pseudozyma flocculosa PF-1, 1053 nucleotides. RefSeq lists its product as uncharacterized. The record is from RefSeq and is a predicted model, not a curated record. NCBI's taxonomy places the organism in Eukaryota, Fungi, Basidiomycota, Ustilaginomycetes, Ustilaginales, Ustilaginaceae. The transcript has 8 exons. The coding region runs from base 1 to 1053 and encodes 350 amino acids.
AUGUCGCCCAAGGUGCGGGCCGCUUCGCACGCUGGCAGCUGGUACACUGACAAUGGCACAGAGCUCGACGGAUCCCUGACGGCGUGGCUCAAGGCCGUGUCCCCUGCCAAGGUGCCUGCACCCGCUUCGGUCGCCGCCACCGUUGCCGAAGGCAGCGAAAGCAGCUCAGACGUUGAUCUCCCCAUCAAGGGCUGCCGCGCCAUCAUCGGACCUCAUGCCGGCUACUCGUAUUCUGGACCUGCUGCGGCUUGGGCCUACGGCUGCAUCGACACAGCUGGCAUCGAGAGGGUCUUCAUCCUAGGUCCAUCUCACCACGUCUACCUCGAUGGUUGUGCCCUCUCCAAGUGUGACGAGUACGAGACGCCGCUGGGUAAUCUCGUCAUCGACAAAGACAUGACGGCCGAGCUGGCCUCGACGGGAGAGUUCAGCACCAUGUCGCAGAGCGUCGAUGAGGACGAGCACAGCCUCGAGAUGCAUCUUCCCUACGUUCGAAAGGCAUUCGAAGGCUGCGACAUCAAAAUCGUCCCCAUCAUGGUCGGUGCCAUCUCGACGCAGAAGGAGGAUCGCUUUGGCAGGCUCCUGGCACCGUACCUGAAAGACCCGCACAACUUUUUCGUCGUGUCGAGCGACUUUUGCCACUGGGGGGCCCGGUUCAGCUACACCUUCUACCGCCCUUCGCCCGGUGCGCCCUCGACGUCGCUGACGGCCCGAAGUGAGCGCUCAGUCUAUGCCGACACGCCGAUCCACCAGUCGAUCCGUUCGCUCGACAACGAGGGCAUGAUGGCCAUCACCCAUCCCCACACCGCCACCUCGGCUGCUGGGGCCAAGACGGCCAAAGAAUCCCGCGACGCAUUCGCUUCCUACAUCAAGUCGACCAAGAACACCGUGUGCGGUCGCCACCCCAUCAGUGUCCUCCUUGCCGCCCUCGCCGAACUGCAGGGACGAGGCGUCAAGAGCGAGUGCAGGUUCACGAGGUACGAGCAAAGCAGCCAGUGCCUCACGCCCAAGGACAGCUCAGUCUCGUACGCUUCGGCCUUUGUCCGUUUCCUGUGA